AUGGAAAAAAGUUUGGAAAGGGAUGAGAAAGAUUACGCGAUAGGACUUUGUCGAUUCGUGUUAAAACCAAUCGGACUUUGGUCGAUGAUUUAUGGAGACGUGUCGCGUUUAGAAAAAAUGUUAUCCUGUGUAUUAGCCGUAACUUGUUUUUCGAUAGUUUGUUUUGUCCUUUUACCAGCCGGUCUUUAUACAAUUUUAUACGAACAUAAUAUAAAUGCUAAAUUAAAAUUAUUUGGACCGGUUGGUUUUUGUUUAACUUCAACUAUCAAAUAUUGUUAUCUUGGAUUAAAGGGACAAGCUAUUGGACGUUGCAUCGAACACGUUGAAAAUGAUUGGAAAAUGGUGCGCGAUCGGAAUCAUCGAACGAUUAUGAUUGAAUAUGCUACACUCGGUAGAAAUCUUACAGUUCUUUGCGCAUUAUUUCUUUUCAGUGGUGGAAUGUCUUAUCAUACUGUUAUGACAUUAUCAUCGAGUAGAAAAAUUAAUGAUACUUUUACGAUAAGACCACUCACUUAUCCCGGAUACGACAAAUAUUUUGACGUACAAGCUAGCCCUACUUACGAAAUUGUCUUCUUUCUACACUGCGUUUGUGCAAUGGUCAUGUACAGCAUCACUACAGCUGCUUGUUGUUUGGCUGCUACUUUUGUUACACAUGCUUGUGGACAAAUACAGAUCGUUAUGAUGAGGCUGAGUGAUCUUGUCGAAGGUAAGGAAAGCAGUGAUAUUGAAUUAAAUCAUCGACUGGUUAUCAUCGUUCGGGAUCACGUCAAAACAUUAAGGUUUUCCAACCAAGUUGAAAAAGUUCUUCGGGAAGUAUGCUUGCUGGAAUUAAUAGCAUCAACAUUGAUCAUAUGCUUGCUCGAAUAUUAUUGUAUGAUGGAAUGGGAAAAUAAUGAUCCUAUAGCAACACUGACCUACUUCAUACUGUUAAUUUCUUUUACUUUUAAUAUAUUUAUAUUUUGUUAUAUCGGGGAAUUGCUCGUCGAUCAGUGUAAAAAAGUUGGAGCAGCAACAUACAAUGUGGAAUGGUAUCGUUUGCCUAAAAACGUUGGCCUUGGUCUAAUAUUAUUAAUAGCAAUUUCGAAUUAUCCACCAAAAAUCACUGCUGGAAAAUUAUUUGAACUAUCCCUUUUUACGUUUGGUAAAGUUCUUAAAACAUCCCUAAUUUAUCUAAACUUGAUUCGGACUAUCACGGAUUAA
Polistes canadensis is the source of this 1200-nucleotide messenger RNA. Its product is annotated as odorant receptor Or2-like. Gene Ontology annotation, cellular component: plasma membrane. The transcript is spliced from 5 exons. Lineage: Eukaryota; Metazoa; Arthropoda; Insecta; Hymenoptera; Vespidae. Gene Ontology annotation, molecular function: odorant binding; olfactory receptor activity. The record is from RefSeq and is a predicted model, not a curated record. Gene Ontology annotation, biological process: sensory perception of smell; detection of chemical stimulus involved in sensory perception of smell. The coding region runs from base 1 to 1200 and encodes 399 amino acids.